Lytechinus pictus (painted urchin) is the source of this 1084-nucleotide messenger RNA. RefSeq names its product F-box and leucine-rich repeat protein 13-like. NCBI's taxonomy places the organism in Eukaryota, Metazoa, Echinodermata, Echinoidea, Temnopleuroida, Toxopneustidae. Bases 175 to 1053 code for a protein of 292 amino acids. Gene Ontology annotation, molecular function: protein binding. The transcript has 10 exons. The record is from RefSeq and is a predicted model, not a curated record.
CCGGCGCUAGCCCGGCGCGGCCGGCGCAGCCAGCAGUACUGCACUAUGCGCAUAUCGACGCAGGAUCCGGGCAGAAUCAGCAGCUGGAGGAGCUGAGCUAGAUUCGAUAAAUUUUGAUGGUUUCUUGCAUUUUGAGAUCCCGGCUUGAGAUCUGGAAUAGUAAUAUUUAGCAAGAUGUCUAACAUGAAGACAAUGAACCCCGAGCUAAAGCAGUUCUUGAGGAGGAACAAGGUGCCUGAUGUCUAUGAGGCUCUCUUAACUGGUCUAGCUGUGGUAUGUCCAGAGGAUCCAUAUCAGUACCUGAUUGAAAAUCUUUCAGAGCUGCUUAGACAGCGAGAAGAAGAUGUCCAUGGACUAGAAUCUCUCAAGUGGGAUUCCCUUGUGCCUGAUGAAUUGAAGCCAAAGAAGAAAAUAUUUGGAGCAGCUUACCUUGAUAAUAUAUAUCUAUUGGAUGAAGAGAACCUACAUCCGUGGGAAUGGAUGCCACACCCUGAGUUAUAUCAGAAGGCUUACCAGUGUUAUAACAAUAGGUUGGUCACCAUGACAUUCAACGCCUGGUUCAAGUACCAUCUCCGAAAGAAGGCAAAGCGUGAAUGGCUGGCUCGAAGGAUGAAGGAAGCUGCUGAUUACUAUUUCUUGAGAAAGCAGCGGGUUCACUUCAAGAUCUGGUCUGACUGGCAUCACUUUAGAAUGCAGAGACAAGAGAAGGCCUUCAAUAUCAUCCAGCAUGCAUACAAUGUUUCUUUGUCUAGACUUGUGUUUGAAGCCUGGCACAAUGUCAUGCAGGAAUCCAGACGGACUAAAGAAUAUUUUGAGAGGUUAGAGAGGGGUGAAUUGGAUGGAGAAGAGGACACACUGGGUCCUAGAGGAGAAGCUAGAGAUGACAUCUCACUAUUGCCAAGAAGAGUAGCCAUCAAGAUCUUUGGCUACCUUGAUCUUGUUGACAUCAGUAGAUGUUCUCGGGUUUGUCGUUCGUGGAAGAUGAUCACAAGUAAUACCUCUCUAUGGAGUUGGGUGAGUCUAAUAGAUAUUUUUAGUACACUCAUUGGGUGAUUUCAAGUUCGGUGUUCAGUGUUGGUGUUGG